UGGCCUGACAUGUACACAGACUGUUCAGUGUAGAAAGCAGGGAACGAAGGAUUUGAGUUUUUUUACGUCUUGCAGAAAUGGUAAAGGUGGCUGUCUUGUUGACCAUUUUUCAAGCAAAUUAUUUACUCUCACACCGAAGAAAUAUUACAAUGUGGAGUAUUUCGGAUAUGUACUUUUAAUCAAAUGUAGCCUGCUGCAGUGUACUGUAACCAGCUACUGUAGCCAUUGCUAACGUGAGCUGAACAGGACUGUCAAAAUGAACAACAUCGUGGUCGAAUUAAUGAUCAGCAAUGGUAUGUCAGUUAGCUGGCUUGUCACUAGCAGCUAGCAAGCUAGCACAUAGGAUGCAAGUUCUGAAGGACAACCUAAUUUAUUCGUUGGGGGUUGAUGGAGUGCUGGAAGAUGAUCGCCAGAUAUUGGUGGAGGAACAGAAGUCAUGUAGAGCCCUUGCCCGGAAGCACUCCCUUGAGACAAAUCGACGUAGAAAGGCUCUAGAGGAGCGGAGGAAGCUGUGGGAUGUCCAGGAGGAGAGGCUGAGAGAGAGCAUCCUACAGCAACGGAAACAGAGAGUUCAAGAUGCCACUGAACGCUUCCAGAGAGCCCACCUGCCUCCAUCUCAAAGGAGGAGACAAUCUAUUAAGAAAAGCUACCCUAAUAUUGAAGAUGCACUUAGACACAUUCAAGGCACUUUUAGCUCCUACGCCCGACAGUCUUCUUUCCUGUCCAGCAACUCCACCAUAAGCAGGAGCUGCACUCCAUCUCCAAAGCCUCCAAUGGGGCCUAAUCUCAACCGUCACCAGAGAACACUGUCUGCUGUGGAGGCUUACACUAAACUGAUGCAAGAGCAGACCAUGCAUAGCUUCAAGAACAGCCAGUUGCUUUUUCUCAGUGAGCUUCAAGAAACACAAGUGAGGGAGCAGGAAGCCACCAGUCCUCAGGAUGACCAUGUUCCUGAAAGCCAUCAUUCAGACAGCCUGUCCAGCCUAGAUAGUUUAGAGAAUGAGGACUUCAACCAUAACAAUUCUAGAAACAUAGUAUGUUACUCUCAGUCCUUACCGGACCAGUUGAAAAUGUUUGACUGUAAAAACACCCAAAUUACACAGAGUGAUAACACUCCUACGUCAACAAAUGCAUCUUCAAGUGAUAACCUACUCCAGACGACCCAAGUCUUUUCAAGCCCUCAAUGCAAAUCUUGGCAUCAGGAGCCUGAAGAACCAAACAGGAAGUUGCAGAACCUACCUGAAGCCACUAGGGGGGCUACCACUACAGAAAAAUCACUCAACACUGAAGCCCAGCCCUCUCACCAUCACCACAACUUCUUGACACUCAUUGGUACAGACACAGGGGGCCAGAAGUCAGAAGAAAACACAAGGAACAAAAUAGCAUUACAAACUCAGAUCAAAGCUUCACCAGACAGUACACCUCUGGAUUUUGCUUGUUUGUUACAAAAUGUAAAAUUACUAGACAACAGACUGCAUGUGACUAACAAAGAAAAAAAUCCAUCAGCAACAAAGGUCAAUCUGCCCACCAGAAACUACAACCACAAAGAGGAUUUAUGUGAGGCACAUGAAGUCAUGAAAGAAACUAUUGCUUUCCAAACAACAUUAGAGAGCAUAAACCAAUCACAUAAGUCCUAUGAUGUAAUGAACAACCUAGAUAAAAAUUCUGAUUCAGAGCCCAUCGCUGACAGGACUAAGCAUACAGAACCUAUUAAUCAGACAUGCAACUCGAAUACACAUGAACCAUCUGACAUACCUAAGUGUCAUGCAAUAUCUGGUACCAGUUUCCAAAUGGGUGAUGUCAGAGUUAUCAAAGGAAUUCUGAAAAAGCAAUCCAAAUAUGUGUCUGGAAAUGCCAAAACCAUUUAUGGUGCAGGACAUUUGGUUUUUACCAAACAAGUAGCAUUGUCCAUUAGAGAUAGUGUUGAAUUGACCAAAAUGAAAGCUGAGGAAGAAGAGGGAAACAAGAAAAUGAAAAAGAAGCUACGUUGGUUGGAUGAGGUGAACAAUGAGGGAGAGGAUAAGGAAAUAAACACAAAUAUAGUGAAACUGAAUCAUACAAAAAGCAAGUAUGCAUAUCCACUUCAACAUAAAAGUUACUCAGCAGACCACCAGGAGAGUAUUACUGUGGUCCCAGGGGCUCCGAGAACUGGCCCCAAUACGACCCCUUCAGCCUCCACUAGUUAUCAAUUUACAAAGCAGGCAUGGGCAGAUGUUGAGGUUCAGGGUGGCAAGCUUCAGGACCAAGAAGAGGAGGUCAAGGUGCAAAGGGGUAGCAUUAGGACUGGGUGUCCCAGGGUCCCUCGGAGAGUACGCUCUGCCAGAGUUGGGUCGGGUUCUGUUUCCUCUUGUUCCAGGAAAGGCACAGUCAUCAGGCCCCAGUCUGCCGCAGAGUUAAAUCACAUAACCAGGAGCCAGGGGAAGGUCAUGGUGCCUCGGCCCCCUCCCAGGACUGAUACCAUGGAUGGAAUCACAGGAGAGGCAGCGGGAUACUCCACCAGCACACUUUACUAUUUAGAUCACGCCAAUGCCCAACAGGGUCUUCCUAUGGAGCAGACUUUGUACAGGGAAAAUUCAGACUGCCUUAACCCUUCCAUUACAGAUGGCUUUAGGACAGAUAGUGGUGUUAUGUUCACACCUUUCCCACCAUCCUACCAUCCGUCGUCUGAGAGUGCUUCCAAGGGAAGCACCACCUCUGGCCAGCAGGAGUCCCAGGCCAGCGGAGGGAGGCGGGGGGGUGCCAUGCUGUACGAUGAGAAAGGUCUCUGUUUGGAUCGCACUCCCACAGAUGAGGAGAUCUCACAGCUUUGGCAUGGGGUCCGCAGUGCCUUAUCCACAAACAAUGCUCGUGCCAAUUUGACCCAAGUUACCAUCAACGGGGAUAGUCUGAUCAAUGGCGUCAGAGCAGUCACAAGGAUGGGUGGCUUCUUUCUCUCCCCCUCCAACGCCAGGAAUGUUAUCAGAAGACCGAACCCAGAGAGCACAAGAAGCAGGAGGAGAUGUGUGGAGCCGAGCAGACAGGCCCCAGGCCUGGGGACCAGGAGGCUUCCCUUACCCACUCAGGCCGCAUACCAGUUAUCUCCAUGGCCAUGCAAAUAUGACCUGACACAAACAGAUGAAGGUCUUGAGAGUGUAGCCCAGUCUAGUCUGGCUGAGCUUCCUGGAGAAACCUCGAUGGCCAACACUGAUGUGAUGGCUGCUAUGGAAACAAUCCAAACACAGAAGCAGCAGCAGCGUGGUCUCACCAACAUCUCUGUGGAGGAGCAGAAGAUCCUGCUGUCCCUGGACAGACUCAAUAAUCGCCUGCAAUAUGUACAAGAGUAUGCUGGAGGGAACACUGCUGUCAAAGGCAUCUUGCAUGACGUUAUGGCCUAUGGAGGGGAAGGGAAGGCUUCAAACCCCAGCAAGCACCGCAUCGUGUCGGCCGAUAGCCGCUUUCGAAGCCAGAAGAAAUUCUGACAAGGGUUUAGUAUGCUCCCUUAAUGCUCACGCCUCUUCCCUUCAAUGACCCAUAUAUUGUAUCCUAUACUAAAAGCACUUUAGAAUGCUUUAAGAUUUUCUGCACAAUUGGUCACGCACAGAACAUUUGAAAUAUACAGCAAGAAGGUCGAUUUUUCUCUUACAAUAUCAAUGUGACAUUAUAUCCAUAUAAAUUAGAAAAUGGAAUGAUCAUAAGGGCUCCAACUUGACUUGAAAAGGGCAAUUCUUUUGUAAAGAUAGACUGAAAUAUCCAUCCGAAGAGCCAAUUGUGUUGCUCAACUGCAGUAAAACAAUAUUUUUGUUUUGUGGCGUGUGCUUAUUAUCCUUAAGUUGUUUACUUUUUAAAAACUAUUUUUCAUUGUAUACCUUAGGUUUGAAAAUAAUAUCACCCCUACACACCUGCUGAAUCCACCUUUAUUUAGAAAUUAGUAUAACCCUGUAUUGACUGUACAUUUAAUGAGUUGGUUAUUAAUGCAUUGUAACUUGUAAUGCCAGGCUAUGUUGUAAUUGGUUUGCUUAAUACAAAUACCUAAUACAAAUGUAUUAUUUUUGUAUGAGAUUUACGGUAUAUUUAUUUUUAAUUGUAAUUGUUCAUUGUA
Molecule: messenger RNA, 4078 nt
Organism: Hypomesus transpacificus
Lineage: Eukaryota; Metazoa; Chordata; Actinopteri; Osmeriformes; Osmeridae
Gene: cep126
Product: centrosomal protein 126
Exons: 12
Coding region: 291-3458 (1055 amino acids)
Biological process (GO): cytoplasmic microtubule organization; mitotic spindle organization; non-motile cilium assembly
Cellular component (GO): centrosome; midbody; ciliary base
Source: RefSeq, a predicted model, not a curated record